This is a messenger RNA of Erythranthe guttata (spotted monkey flower), 790 nucleotides long. RefSeq lists its product as uncharacterized. The record is from RefSeq and is a predicted model, not a curated record. Lineage: Eukaryota; Viridiplantae; Streptophyta; Magnoliopsida; Lamiales; Phrymaceae.
UCGAGCAUUGGAUUAUUAUUAGCCUUAUCUUUGAUAAAAAAAUAAAUAUAUUUAUAUUAAUUUUUGAACAGGAUCGAAAAUGUGUCAAAAUUCACUCGAGGAUCGCGUUCGCCACGUCAUGAAGUUGAUGGAAUCAUUCAAAAGGGAAAUGGGUAGGGCAAUCGGGCAUUCGCCCAUGCAAGCCAUACUAAACCACCCGUACCCUCCGCGGUCUCGUAUUCCAAUCCCGCACGAAUUUCAAAACCACGACGAUAAGGCUCUCGUAAGGUUGUGGCCUGAAAUAGAGCGACGCAUUUUAGAGUGGCGUAAGAUUGUUUACCUGUUUGCCUACGUGAGUAGGGCCCACAUCGUAGCCGAGACUCCUUGUUUGGAGAGAAUUGCAAUUGGUUACGAGAUACUUAGGCCUAAUUACGAGGCCGAUUCAUCACCUCAAGUACAAGCACUAUUGCGAGGCGCUAAGGCCCUCAUUGAACAAGCUAAGAUUUCCAACGAACUAGCGUGUGCUUACGAGGAUCAAGCCAUGGCUUAUGCUCUAGAAAAUAACGACGUCCAUUCUAGGGAAUGGUAUGAGAAGCAUGCGAGUAGGUAUUUGCCAAGCCCUUUUGUCAUGAUGGAAAAUAUGCAACAUUUGCCGUCGGAGAUUCUGAUUAUCGCAUUCCCGGAUAUGGAUGUGGGGCCGCAACGCAUGUUUCACCACAAAGAAGACGAUAUGGACCCUUACGCAAUUAUGACAAUAAGGAGGGCGUUGUUCAAUAUUUUGCCGUUUUAAUGGUUCGUUUAGCUUCUAAUA